GGCCGCGCGGAUAUCCUUCAAGUCUUGCUGAAUGUUGAAGAGACAGAUAGAGAGACGAAGAAAAUGGACAUGUUUUUCGCUCUCUGCAUGACGGUCGAAAAAGGCUACCUCUUGGCAGCAAAGCUCUUGAUUGAUUAUGGAGCACCAUUAGACCGUUUGAAUGAAGUUGAUUUAAAACCUUUGGAAAUAGCCAUUCUUGAAGAACAGGAAGCCAUGGUUUCACUUCUUCUAUCUCACAAUGCCCCGGUUAAUGGUUUUAACCGAUAUGGCUUUACGCCACUUAUGAUAUCAAUCAUUCAUGACAACCCUUCAGCAGCACCACAGCUGCUUUGGAGCAGACCCGGAUGCGCUGAGAUAUGGCGUAAGAGCUACAGGAGAACAGGUCGCAUUGAAUAUGAGGAGGGAGGAAAUUUCCCAAAUAAUAUUUUCGUGGAAAUAUGA
Molecule: messenger RNA, 441 nt
Organism: Rodentolepis nana
Lineage: Eukaryota; Metazoa; Platyhelminthes; Cestoda; Cyclophyllidea; Hymenolepididae
Source: the annotation of a GenBank genome assembly